Molecule: messenger RNA, 750 nt
Organism: Hibiscus syriacus
Lineage: Eukaryota; Viridiplantae; Streptophyta; Magnoliopsida; Malvales; Malvaceae
Product: GTP-binding protein YPTM2-like
Exons: 9
Coding region: 98-709 (203 amino acids)
Molecular function (GO): GTP binding; GTPase activity
Source: RefSeq, a predicted model, not a curated record
CUUCAGUUUUAGAAAAGAACAACUCUUCACUUCCUUGUCUCUGUCACAACUCCGCCACUCGGACUGGCCCGAUACUCGGUCGAGCCAAUUAACAGCCAUGAAUCCUGAAUAUGACUAUUUGUUCAAGCUUCUGCUCAUCGGAGAUUCUGGAGUUGGUAAAUCGUGUCUUCUCCUCAGAUUUGCUGAUGAUUCGUAUCUGGACAGCUACAUAAGCACAAUCGGCGUCGAUUUUAAAAUACGCACCGUGGAGCACGAUGGCAAGAUUAUAAAACUUCAAAUCUGGGAUACUGCAGGGCAAGAGCGGUUCCGGACGAUCACUAGCAGCUAUUACCGUGGGGCACAUGGCAUUAUAAUAGUUUAUGAUGUAACUGACCAAGAGAGCUUCAACAAUGUUAAGCAAUGGCUGAAUGAAAUUGGUCGUUACGCAAGUGAGAAUGUGAACAAGCUUCUGGUCGGGAACAAGUGUGACCUUACUUCCAGAAAAGUCGUUUCCUAUGAAGCAGCCGAGGCGUUUGCAGAUGAACUUGGCAUUCCAUUUAUGGAGACUAGUGCAAAAACUGCUACUAAUGUCGAGCAAGCUUUUAUGGCAAUGGCAGCUGAUAUUAAGAACAGGAUGGCAAGCCAGCCGGCGUCGAGUGCAGCAAGGCCGCCAAUGGUGCAGAUAAAAGGACAACCUAUUAACCAAAAUAGUGGCGGAUGCUGCUCUUAGUUGAUUUUUGCUCUCAAGAGAUGAAACCUAUGGUACCAUGU